Molecule: messenger RNA, 1909 nt
Organism: Parathielavia appendiculata
Lineage: Eukaryota; Fungi; Ascomycota; Sordariomycetes; Sordariales; Chaetomiaceae
Product: S-adenosyl-L-methionine-dependent methyltransferase
Exons: 2
Coding region: 424-1614 (396 amino acids)
Molecular function (GO): O-methyltransferase activity
Source: RefSeq, a predicted model, not a curated record
GGCUGUUCUGCCGGACUUCCGUGAUAUGGAUGGAGAAGGGCCCAUCCACCCGUUUCCCACCGUCAAAGGCGAAGACUCGAGAGUCAGAACAGCAGCUCGACUGCCCGAACCUGACACGGACGAGCGGACCGGGGCCUCGGAACCACGCUCGUAGUACACCAAUAUGUUGUUCGUCAGAUGGGGGUGGUGCCCCCACGAGCUCUUGAUCUCUUGGCCGUACUGGCCAUCACCGAGUGCCGGGCCGACCAUCGUCAGGAGGAUGGGGAUUCCUGAUAUGGGAUUGAAGUCCUGGUCAGGUUUAGCUGCCUGAGCCCUACAGGUUCUUCUCCGCUUUCUACCCCUCUCAAUCCACGUUGCCGAGAGUCAGAGAGCGACAUUCCCUCUCCCCCUACCUCAUUUUGAUACUCAGUUGACGUUCCCAGCAUGGAGGACACAAGCGCAGCACUCAGGGCCGCCGAGGAGCUCGUCGAGGCUCUCAAGAGCCAUCCGAGGGCGUCGCACGCCGAGCACCUGGCCUUGCUCGAGCGCGUCGACAGCGUCCGCGCGCUCCUCGAAACACCGUACGAUGUUAUCGAGAGGCAGCAGGAGGUCAUGAGCACGGCCGGUGCCAUGUACACGCUGAUUAUGACGGGCGCCAUCAAGAAGGUCCCGGACGAGGGCACCAUCACGGCCAAGGAGCUCGCGGCCGAGACGAACAUGGACGUAUCGGCGAUUCAGCGCCUGAUGCGCGUGUCCGUUGUUGCCGGCUUCUUCACCGAGACGGCGCCCGACACGUACGCGCACAGCGCUCUCUCGCGGGCGUAUCAGCUCGAUGCGCAGGGCCCGUUUUUCGUCCUCAUCAUGGAAUUCAACAAGAUGUACAUGACGCUCCCCGACUACUUCAAGACACACCGGCCCGAGGAUCUGUACGACUUGAGGAAGUCGCCCUUCUGCUUUAGCGUCGGCAAGGAGGGGAAGACGUAUUAUGAGGCGAUCGACGAGAUCCCUGAGCACCGCGGCAUCUGGGACCAAUGCCUCCAGAUCAUUGAGAAGAACAUGCCCAUUUCGGGCAUGUUCCCGUGGGAAUCGCUAAAGGAGAAUGUGGAGAAGGAGCCGGAGCGGCCGUUUUUCGUCGAUGUCGCCGGCGGUCGGGGCCAGGCUCUGCUGAAGCUCCAGGAGGAGAUCCCGGGGGUGUAUGGGGGCAAGCUCAUCCUCCAGGACUUACCCAUUGUCAUCGACUCGCUGAAGCCCGAGGAGAUUCCCAACAUUGAGGCCAUCGCGUACGACAUCUUCACCCCACAGCCGAUAAAGAAUGCCCAUGUCUACUUCAUGCGGCGACUGCUGCAUGACUUCUACCCCUCGGUAUGCAUCGACAUCCUCAAGAACACCGUCUCAGCCAUGGGUCCGGAUUCGCGCUUGAUUGUGUGCGACAUGCUGGUGCCGGAGAAGGUUGAGCCCGGGCGGCUGAAGGAGCUGUACUGGCUGGAUCUGAACUUGAUGGCCAUCACCGGCAAGGAGAAGACUCUUGACGAGUUCAAGCAGAUGUUCGAUGCCGUGGGCUUGGAGCUAGUCAAGGUCUGGCCAUCGGCUAUUGGGGCGACGGUGCAGCUCGAGACUCGCCUGAAGCGUUCUUGACCGUGGAAGAAGAAUUAGAUACAAAGAAAGCUCGGCGGGAGGCCCAAAAGAGAAGACAGUGGAAUGGUUGAUACAGGCGCCGUCCGGGUGGUCGUAUCUUUGGGAAGCGAAAGACUCGCGAUCAUAUUCAAAAUAACUCAACCGAGCAGAGCCUAAAGUCUUAGAACGCAGUCUCCCUGGGGGAUAGCUGGGUAGAGCUUAGGACCCUGAAGAGCCCAGAGCAUCUCCUACACUGUUGGGACGAAAUGAGUGGGAGACGGAGCUGUCGCACUUGCUCCUAUCAAGUCGCUGCUUG